UCCGUUAACUACGGAGACUAGAGCUACGACGUCAUUGCAGUAGUCGGCGGGAAUAGUCCAUUUGGGUUGUGGUGCCGUCUCCUAUAUGUUCUCUCCGUUUUAGUAACAAGAAAACAUCUCCCCGCCAAUAAGGAUUUCCGCAAUCUCUCACACGCUCUGAAGGCUGCUGCUGUUGGCCAUCUUCCAUCAUGUCUGACUCUCUGAUGCGAGGCGUCCGGGUCCAGCUGACCACAACGAUGGACUCCGUCUUAAGGACGGCCGUGUUUGAAGUCAUGAGGAUAUUUGAAAGCGCACUGUAUAACCAUAAAAUGGAGAUGGCCCAGAAGGGAGAAGAGAUUGCUCAGCUCAAAACAAAGCUACAAGCUACAGAGCUAAAGCUAAAAGACUUUGCGAUGAACAGUCCGAGGAGAGCAGAAAUGACUGAAACCCGAUCAAAACCAGAAGUGGUUCCAGUUGGCCCAGAACAGCCUGUCACAGCUCCUGAGAUUGAUGUUGAAGUGCCCGAUGACUGGUGUGCUCCACUGGGCUGUGAUGCAUCGAACAGACAAGAGGAGGGUUGUCCCAGCGUAAGACUGCGGCAGUUUUCCAUUCGUCUGUUUCCUGUUCCUCUUGUUAAGCACGAGGAGUUCAACCAUGUCAUCGACCCCCAAAAAUCUCCAGUCGGCAGGAGAUCAAAAAGAAUCUCUGUCAUCAAUGAAAAGCUAAACCCGAGGCAAGACGAGAGUAAACCAACUCGGCACCCGAAAUUAAGUGGCGACCUCAACAAAUUACUCCAAGGUCUCAGCAAGGACUACUGUAACCUCACCGCUUUGGGCCGGCUUCGGAAAAGACAAAUAAAUGAGGAAACUUUUACAGAUGACGACAAAAAAGAGAAGAAAGAUGAAAAAGAUUCAUCAAAGCACAAUGAGAAAAAUCAGAGGAAAUACGUUUGUGAGACUUGCUACAGGGUGUUCAACACAAAAAAAGGCCUGGGCGUACAUGUGAGUUCACAGAGGAAGUGCAAAGGUUGCCUGAGGGCCCUAUGCUUCCAAAGUGAUGUGGAAUCCCAUAAGAGAGUUUGUGCAGAGUACAAGAAGUUGAUGAAAGAAAAACGCAGACUAAAAGAGAAGAAGAAUCCCUUAAAGAGAAAAACACUCAACUCCAGCAAAACAGAGGUGAUUGAGAAAAAGAAAAUUGCACAGUCUUCUGUUGACAAGAAAAAUAACGCCACCCGAAAGUUCUCCUGCAAACAGUGCAGCUACAGGACUAACUCCAGAAACAAGUUUAGACGGCACAAAAUGUCUCAUAGUGAGAAGACGCAAACUUCACCCACGCGUCUAAAGAGGCUUGAUGAGAAAAAGGAAUUCGAUGUAUACGAGAGCAAAAACAAAAGUCUCAUGCAGGUCAGCAACCAAAAUGGAGACCUGGGAUGGACUGAGCCCUUAGAAGAUGUUGACGAAGACGAAGUGUUGAAACGCGGUGAGAAAAUGCAAAAAUGAAGGCCACUGGAGGUGAUAAGUGAUGUGCAUUUUGAUUUUUUUUUUUUUACAAGGCCGGCCUGAGUGCAUAAGAAGAAGGGCAGGAAGACUGCAACAAGAUAGCUGCUGUCCUCGGACAUUAUAUCACUGAUAAUUUGGGUAAUUUACACCCACCGUGUUUUGUUUGUUUCACUUCAGAAUUGGGAAAGAACAGCUCCAAAUGUAUUUCUUAAACCCAUUUCAGUCAAAACAAGAUGCCUUUGUUUUGUUUUUUCUCAAAUCACGGGUAAGGGUAUAAGACGAGACAAGUUUUGUCCUCCAAAAGCAAGUCGUCACCUCAACGUCUCGUUUUCUCUGACUGAAAUUAGACUGAUGAAGGCAGAUGUGUCCUCAGAAAGUGAAAACUCUUAAGACAGAAAAUCUAUAAACUUGCUAGGUGAUCGUCUAGUAAGUGAGAAGUCCUUCCAUCACUUUGUGAGAAAUAUGAUCCAAGCCAAAAAUGUUCUUUUCCUGUUUCUUUUUUAAAAUAAAUACAAAGGUACAGUCUCUCCAAGUAUUUGUUUGCCUGUGACACAUCUUUGGAACUUUACAACUGUAUUAUGUGAUGUUUGAAUGCUGGAUCGUUACACAGAGCUCUGGUGUCAAAUACAUUGGUUGAACAGAGUUUAUGUAAUUUUUAAAAAUGGGUUUACUCUUCAGGAAUUAUUUCAGCUUAUCUUUUUUUUGUUGUAAAUUAAUUACCUUGAAUUUAUUUGUUCAUUUGUUGAUGUGUUUUAAACUUGCUUUAUUUGUUACAGUACAAUUUUUGUGCUUGAAGUUGUUGGCUUCAUUUGAUGUUAACCCAAUUUUAAUAAAACAAUAUAGUUUAGUUUUUGUUAAUUUCUAAUAUUUAAGUAGAAUAUUGAAUUUUUUCAACUACAUAUAUUUAGGAUGGAGGCUACAAUGCUUCUGGUUUCCCUUUAUUUGAUUCUAAUUUCAUGGUAGAGUUCUGAAAUAAAGCGGAAUUUUUGGUUUUUCACCGCUAA
Messenger RNA from Poeciliopsis prolifica (blackstripe livebearer), 2482 nucleotides. RefSeq lists its product as uncharacterized. NCBI's taxonomy places the organism in Eukaryota, Metazoa, Chordata, Actinopteri, Cyprinodontiformes, Poeciliidae. The record is from RefSeq and is a predicted model, not a curated record. The transcript is spliced from 5 exons. The coding region runs from base 189 to 1478 and encodes 429 amino acids.